This is a messenger RNA of Abrus precatorius (Indian licorice), 483 nucleotides long. RefSeq names its product pathogenesis-related protein 1-like. Bases 1 to 483 code for a protein of 160 amino acids. The record is from RefSeq and is a predicted model, not a curated record. The transcript is spliced from 2 exons. NCBI's taxonomy places the organism in Eukaryota, Viridiplantae, Streptophyta, Magnoliopsida, Fabales, Fabaceae.
AUGGGUUUGCCUAACUCAAUGAUUCCACUCAUGGCUAUCCUCCUAGGCAUAGUAUCACUAUCACAAAGGUCUAAUGCACAGAACUCACCGCAAGACUACCUGAACGCUCACAACACAGCCCGUUCCCAAGUUGGGGUAGGGCCCAUGACAUGGGAUGCAACUGUUGCCUCUUAUGCACAAAACUAUGUGAACACACUGAAAGGAAGCUGCAAGCUGGUGCACUCUGGGGGUCGUUAUGGAGAGAACCUUGCGUGGAGCAGUGGUGACCUCACAGGCAUAGCUGCUGUUACAACUCAAACACUUGUGUUGGUGGGGAGUGCCGCCACUACACACAGGUGGUUUGGCGCAACUCAGUGCGUCUUGGGUGUGCCAAAGUGCGGUGCAACGAUGGUCGCAGCACCAUCAUCAGCUGCAACUAUGAUCCACCUGGAAACUAUGUUGAUCAGAGACCUUAUGAUAUCAGUCCUUUCCAAGUACCAUUGA